This is a messenger RNA of Coregonus clupeaformis (lake whitefish), 2712 nucleotides long. RefSeq names its product calcium-binding protein P. Bases 201 to 749 code for a protein of 182 amino acids. The transcript is spliced from 2 exons. NCBI's taxonomy places the organism in Eukaryota, Metazoa, Chordata, Actinopteri, Salmoniformes, Salmonidae. Gene Ontology annotation, cellular component: membrane. The record is from RefSeq and is a predicted model, not a curated record.
UAACCCUUCCCUGUCAGGGCUGGAUGGGGGAGGGUAAGAUAAUGCAUAAUUGCUUGCUUUACGCAGCUCAUAGGCAGGCAGGCAGUUUAGGCAGAGAGACACUGAGAAGAACGCUUGGAGAGAUUGAGAGGAGGCACAAAAUAAAGAAAAAGAGAGAAAAGUAAGACAAAAGGGAAACAAAUCACCAACAGCACAACAAAAUGGAUCCCAACAAGAUGCCAAGCGCCCCACCACCAGGCUGGAACCCAGAUGAGAAGUCUGGGAUAGGACAACCAGCUCCUCCACCCUACCAGGACCACCCCCAGUACCCCAAUGCAGGAUACCCUGCACCAGCAGGCUACCCCCCGAAUCCCCAGGGCUAUGCACAACCGUCCCAGUAUGGAGGAGCUCCCGGGGCCCCUUACGGCCAGACAUACCCCCAGGGACAGUUCCCCCCGGGACAGUACACCCAGUCCACCGUCACAGUUCAGCCUACGGUGUUUGUGACCCAGGGAGCUCUGCCUUUCCCUCUGCCAGACUACCUGGGCUACUCCAUCUUCACCAUGCUGUGCUGCUGCCUGCCACUUGGCAUCGCUGCACUUAUCUACUCCAUCUCGACUCGAGACGCCAACAACCAGGGUCACCAGCAGAUUGCUGAGAGGAGUUCUCGUCUAGCACGGAUACUGAACCACGCUGCCCUGGGUAUCGGCAUCACCGUCAUCAUCCUGUACAUCGUCUACGCCGUCAUCCUGGCCAGCAGUAUCAACUGAUCUGACACCUCAACACCGGCUAACACCACAGCCUCCGCUUCUCUCAACCCCAACCCCCAAAAUCAUCCUGACCUUGACCACCAACAAUAGGUGCCGGUGACAGGCACUUUCCAAAGAGAUAUAUCCCACUGGGCACACACUGGUUGAAUCAACAUUGUUUCCACGUCCUUUCAAUGAAAUGACGUUGAACCAACGUGGAAUAGACGUUGAAUUGACGCCUGUGCCCUGUGGGAUACAUCAUAAUGCUGUUUAUUCAUCAAUGUUUAUGACAUGCUUUUAAAAAAACGAUACAUCUAAUGAAUUACUUUUUUGAAAUACCUGCAGACCGAAUAGUUUAAAUCAUUCAUUCUUUUGCCUGUUUAAUUUUAAUUGUAAUAUACAUAAAUAAACACCAAAUUAUGGAUACUAAUUGUAUUAGGAAUAUUUCUAAUAUUUGUCUUAAGGAUAGUGUAUGUGUAUUCAGUGUGUAUUGAUAAGUCAUAUCAGAGUUUAGAGACAGAUUCUUAAAGUCUGAGAGGACACUCACAAGAGUAACCAUUUUACAACUCAAUGUCAAAUAUUAACUUCUUUUUACACAAAUGUAUCAAUUUGCUCAAUUCACUGUUGUGUGCUGUCAGCAAUGGCACAAGCAAGACUCAACUCAACAUAUUUUGGACAACUGUGGAGACUAAGGCCUGGAUUCAAUCUGUAGCGCAGAAGAUCCGCUGUAUAGCACGAUUUAAAUUUAAAGGUAAUUUCCGAUUGAGUCAACAUAUGCAGCGUUUUCCGUGAAUGCAGUCUCCGCGAACGCAGGAACAUUGCCUUCCACGCUACGGAUUGAAUCUAGCUCUAGAAGUCAAAAGAAAUUGCAGUGCUCUUCCAGUUUGGCCUUACAGUUGAUUCAUUUGGUGAAAUGUUCACACUAUUCCAUGUCAUUUAUAGUCACAUAUUGUCAGAUUAUGUAUAACACUAUAUAUGUUAGAUAUAUCUUUUAUUUUACUAUGUAUUCAGUGUUGCUCACCUCUUUUAUUUACCAAGGGGUUGUACUUUAUCCUUCUCUAAAGUGUGUAGUUGCUUUAUUUUAAACUGUAUGUCUAAUGACUUACUUUUUAAAAUACCUGCAGACCAGAUAGUUUAAACCAUUCAUUAUUUUGCCUGUUUAAUUUUAAGUUUAAUAUACAUAAAUAAACACCAAAUUAUGGAUACUAAUUGUAUUAGGAAUAUUUCUAAUAUUUGUCUUAAGGAUAGUGUAUGUGUAUUCAGUGUGUAUUGGUAAGUCAUAUCAGAGUUUAGAGACAGAUUCUUAAAGUCUGAGAGGACACUCACAAGAGUAACCAUUUUACAACUCAAUGUCAAAUAUUAACUUAUUUUUACACAAAUGUAUCAAUUUGCUCAAUUCACUGUUGUGUGCUGUCAGCAAUGGCACAAGCAAGACUCAACUCAACAUAUUUUGGACAACUGUGGAGACUAAGGCCUGGAUUCAAUCUGUAGCGCAGAAGAUCCGCUGUAUAGCACGAUUUAAAUUUAAAGGUAAUUUCCGAUUGAGUCAACAUAUGCAGCGUUUUCCGUGAAUGCAGUCUCCGCGAACGCAGGAACAUUGCCUUCCACGCUACGGAUUGAAUCUAGCUCUAGAAGUCAAAAGAAAUUGCAGUGCUCUUCCAGUUUGGCCUUACAGUUGAUUCAUUUGGUGAAAUGUUCACACUAUUCCAUGUCAUUUAUAGUCACAUAUUGUCAGAUUAUGUAUAACACUAUAUAUGUUAGAUAUAUCUUUUAUUUUACUAUGUAUUCAGUGUUGCUCACCUCUUUUAUUUACCAAGGGGUUGUACUUUAUCCUUCUCUAAAGUGUGUAGUUGCUUUAUUUUAAACUGUAUGUCUAAUGACUUACUUUUUAAAAUACCUGCAGACCAGAUAGUUUAAACCAUUCAUUAUUUUGCCUGUUUAAUUUUAAGUUUAAUAUACAUAAAUAAACACCAAAUUACAGAUA